CGAAAAUCAGAUGAGUGAAGACUGGUGAUAAUAACUCCACUUCUCGCCGUCAUCGGGACACACAGCCUUGGCGAAAGCUAAGUGCUCGCCUCUUAAGGUCCCCUGCACUGCCCUGUCUUUGAUCUACGCCGGAGAGGAGGAGGCUAACAUGGCAGCCAAAGCAGGAGACAACCCUGAGAGCCUCAUGACUCUGGCCACGGUCUUCUGCCUGAGGAACCUCAGGAAGACCAUGUGCUACCAGGGGUUCAGGAACAAGGUCUGCCUGCGCUCAGACAUCUUCCUUCCCAGCGAAAUCUGCGACAAGCUGGUCAACACAUAUAUGGAGUUGGUCCACACAGACAGUAACUUUGAACCAGAGGAGAACUUCUUCCAGCUGUUCUCAGACCCUCGAAGCACCAGACUGACCAGGGUACAGCUGAGAGAAGACUUUGUACAUGACAGAGAUCUGGAGGCAAUUAGAAAACAGGACCUGAUUGAGCUCCACCUCACCUACUGCAACAACCUGUCGUCCCGCAGCCUGAAAACUCUCACCUGCUUCCGCGAGACCUUGGUGUCUCUUUGUCUUUUCGGCUGCAGCCACAUCUUCUACAGGAGGGGCGGCGCCCCGCUCGCCUGCAAUGAAGACACAGAGGACGAGGAGGACGAGAGCCCCGCCUCCAGGCAAGCGUUAGAGACAGACUUUAACUUCCAGGGGUUCAACCGCCUCAGACUGCUCAACCUGGGGGGCCUACCUGACGAAGUGGAUGCUGAGACCCUGCUCAAACCCCUGAAGUCACUCACCUCACUAGAUCUGUCUAAUGUAACGUUGGAGGGAACAGCUUUUCUCUGCCAGUGGAAAGACAGACUGGCCUCUCUGGUCCUCUACAACCUGGACCUGUCGGAGGAGUUGGUCAGUACAGUGGUGCAGCUUGUUAAUCUCAGGCAUCUGGACGUGUCGCGGGAGAGCAGGCGGACCCCUAAGUUUAAGAUGACCAGGAAGAUCCUGACGGUGGUCGUGCAGCGUCUGGUCAACUUGGUGUCACUGGACAUCUCAGGUCACAUGAUGCAGGACAACAGCACAGUUCCGCACUUUGAUGAAGCUAUGGGGCGACCCAGCAUUGAGCCGUGCAAGAGCAGCAUCUAUCCUUUCCAGGAACUGAAGAGGCCCCUGCAGUUCCUGGGCUUAUAUGACACCAGCCUCUGUAACGUGACACACAUCCCUGCUUACAAGGUGACUGGAUCAAAGAAUGAAGACCAGGUCCUGAAUGCUAUUGAAGCUUACACGGAGUUUCGCCCUGAACUGGCCCACAGAGCCAUCAAUCAGCUGUUUGACAUUGCCAGGAUACAACACUGCAGCCAGCUGCUCCGAGCUCUGCAGCUCGUCAUCGCAGCACUGAAGUGCCAUAAAUAUGAUAAGAGCAUCCAGGUGACCGGCAGCGCCGCUCUGUUCUACCUGACCAACACAGAGUACCGCAGUGACCAGAGUGUGCGGUUGCGCAGAGAGGUCAUUCAAGUGGUGCUGAAUGGGAUGGAGCAGUACCAGGAGGUCACUGUCCAGAGGAACUGCUGCCUGACUCUGUGUAACUUCAGUAUUCCAGAGGAGCUGGAGUUCCAGUACAGUCGGGUCAACCAGCUGCUACUGAAAAUCCUGGAGCCGGCCAGGCAGGACGAGUCCAUCCAGAGAAUUGCUGUUCACCUCUGUAACGCUUUGGUCUGUCAGGUGGACAACCAUCACAAGGAAGCUGUGGGAAAGAUGGGAUUUGUUAAGACAAUGUUGAAUUUAAUUCAGAAGAAGCUACAGGACAGAAUGUGUGACCAGGUGAUGGAGUUUUCCUGGAGCGCUCUGUGGAACAUCACUGAUGAGACACCUGACAACUGUCAGAUGUUUCUCAACUGCCGGGGGAUGAGUCUGUUUCUGGAAUGUCUACAGGAGUUUCCAGACAAGCAGGAGCUUCACCGCAACAUGCUGGGGCUUCUGGGAAAUGUUGCUGAAGUCAAAGCUCUGAGGCCACAGCUGCUCACCCCACAGUUCAUCACUGUGUUCAGUAACCUGCUGGACAGUAAGGCAGAUGGGAUCGAGGUGUCGUACAACGCCUGCGGCGUGCUGUCACACAUCAUGUUUGAUGGGCCGGAGGUUUGGUCUAUGGACGAGCCAAGAAGAGACACAGUGAUGGACAAGAUGUGGGACGCCAUCCAGAGCUGGGAUGUCAGCUCCCGCCGCAACAUCAACUACAGGUCGUUUGAGCCCAUCCUGAGACUGCUGCCUCAAGGCAUCUCUCCGGUCAGUCAGCACUGGGCCACAUGGGCUCUCUACAACCUGGUGUCAGUUUACCCGAGUAAAUACUGCCCCCUGCUGAUAAAAGAAGGAGGAAUAAGUCUCCUGGAGAAAGUUCUGGAACUGGACAGUUCACAGCCAGAAACCAAGGACAUGGCCAGGAAAGUGAUGGAGCAGUGUGAAAACUUCAAAGAAGACCCCAUGGAGACGAACCAUGGACAGGAGGUAAACUAUGGACAGAGAGGUUGACCCCACAGGAGCCAGAAUUCCCAGCAAACAUCCAGCAAACCAACCUUAAGGCCCCACCUACCGUCAUCACCACAAGGGUCAAUUGUGUGCAUUCUUCUUCUUCUUCUUCUUAUUUUGUAGAGCAGAGCUGAGUCUCUGACCCUGUUUGCAGCAGUUUGGACUGAACCUUAAUCUCUGACACAUAGGACUUGAGAUCUGGUGCAUGGAGUUUUGUUGUGAGGGUGAUUACCUUUGCUGCACACACACAUCUCUUCUGUUAGGACGGGGGUUAUGGGGGUGGGUGACUGUUAUCUCUCAGUGUGUGUGUGUGUGUGUGUGCGUGUGUGAGCGUGUGUGUGCGUGUGCGUGUGUGUGUGUGUCAAAGACUUAACAACAGAACAAAACAGUCGGAGUGAUGCUUGACUCAGUGGAGGGAAACUGAAGCCCUCGCGAGCUCUCCUCUGUAUAACUAUGUUUGAAUGAACGGCUGAAGGCUGCGUAGUGUCCUGCUCCGCCAUUAGAGCUCACAACUCUCACACUGCUCUCUCACACUCACUCAUGCUUGUGGGGGCCACUGAGCUGCCACAGAUGUACAGUGAAUAUUAGCCAUUAUGUGUGUGUAGGCUGCAGAGAAGCAUCACACUGAUGUUGGCGGGAGGGAAAACUUCCAGACCUUCAUGGCACAACGAUGGACUUGUUUGUUAAAUAUGUAAAUAUUCAGUUUGUCUCAUCCUUUUACCGUGUGUAUGUUUUAUAAUAUAACUGUAAACACUCAUGACUUUACUCUGUAUUUAAAUUUGUUUAGGUUUGACUGAUAUAUGGUCAGUGAUAAGAAACUAUACACAGAACACCCCCUCAUUCAGUCGUCAUGUAGAAAUCCUGGAUGCUCUUUAAAGGAACCUUUUAGGUGUAGUUCAACCUGACUCUUGUUUUUAAUUGUCUGGCAUUUUAGGCUGAUUCUUCUGGAAGCAGUGGUGAGCUUCAGCUGUGAGGGAGGUCACAACACACUAAGAUGACAAACUAUAUGGCCAAAAGUAUGUGGACACAGUGUGGCAGUUUUCCAUGUUUGAUUUUUGGAAGCACUUGACUGGCCUGCACAGCGCUCAGCACGACCUUAAUCCCAUCCAGCAGCUUUGGGAUGAACUGGACCGCUGACUGUGAGCCAGAUCAUUUAAUAUCAGUGCUGCACCUCACUGAUGUGUCCGAGUCCCUGCAGCCUGAAACCACAAGAGUGGAGGCUGUUCAAGCAGCGGUUUGGGUGUAAUGUUCAAAGAGUACUCCACAGAUUUAAUGUUACACUCCUGUAACAGUGUCACUAUUUAAAGGAGCUAUUUGAAGGUUUUGCUAUUGCUACAAUGCUAACUUUAUCGUUAAUAGAUGUUUACUUACCGGUCUUGACGAGAUCUUCAGACAUUGUUGUCUUUACAAUACAGGAGGUUACAAUACGUCCUCUGAGCAGCUACUUCUUCAGUACAGACUGAAGAAGAUCUGACCAGGCCGGGGCUAGCUGGUUAGCAUGCUAACUUCAGUAGAAGAAAAGAGGUGAUAGAAAUAGAGGCAA
Molecule: messenger RNA, 4043 nt
Organism: Seriola dumerili (greater amberjack)
Lineage: Eukaryota; Metazoa; Chordata; Actinopteri; Carangiformes; Carangidae
Gene: zer1
Product: zyg-11 related cell cycle regulator
Exons: 16
Coding region: 149-2503 (784 amino acids)
Cellular component (GO): Cul2-RING ubiquitin ligase complex
Molecular function (GO): protein binding
Source: RefSeq, a predicted model, not a curated record